AGCAGGAACGUAAACACAGCGGAGUGACAUUUCUUUUGUUGUUUUUCAUCAUGUUUGCCUCUGUUUUACCACAUACAAGCGUCCGUCGGGUUGGGGAUCGAUGUUUCUCAGAUGCCAACUGCAAGUCGGGACUAUCUUGCCGCAAGUGGACUGGAACUGGAUGCAACAGUAAAAGAUGUGUCCGCACAAUAGUCGCUAGCCCGUUCGACACAGUUGACAACUCACUGCCAUUCAACAAGUACGCGUUCCUCACGACGCACAACUCAUUCUCAAUAGUAACAGAUAUUCCACUCUUCACAUUGUACAACCAGGAAGAUUCGGUCACCGGUCAAUUGAAUAAUGGCGUCAGAGCACUGAUGCUGGAUGUAUACGACUUCCAGGACGACAUAUGGUUGUGCCAUUCAUUCGGAGGAAUGUGCUUGGACGCCACCGCCUUUGAGCCCGCCAUAGGUACCAUGAGGGAAAUAGAGGCCUUUCUUGUAAUGAACCCGUCAGCGGUCGUGACACUCAUUCUCGAGGACCAUGUCAAGUCUCACCGCGGCCUCUCCAAGCUGUUCAUCAAGACAGGCCUCACCAAGUACUGGUUUCCGGUAUCGAGGAUGCCACGGAACGGGGAGGACUGGCCCCGUGUCAGCGACAUGAUCAAGCUCAACCAGCGUCUCCUUGUCUUCACCUCCAACCCAUUCAAGGAGUCAAGUGAAGGAAUUGCGUACCAAUGGAACUAUAUGGUCGAAAACAUGUAUGGUGAUGUCGGAAUGAAUUCUCGUGUCUGCCGCAAUCGCUCCGAAUCGGCUGUCCUAAGCGACAGAACUAAAUCAUUGGUUCUUGUCAACUAUUUCCGCACGCGGCCGGUCCAAGGGACAGCAUGUAUGGAACACUCGCGAGGGCUCGUGGAGGUGCUCCACACAUGCCACGCUGCUUCCGGCAACCGUUGGGCUAACUUCUUGGCUGUGGAUUACUACAAGAGAAGCAAUGGUGGGGGCGUCUUCCAAGCUGUGGACAUGCUGAAUGGGAUGCUAAUCUGCGGCCACGAUGAUGUGCAUGCUUGCGGCGGGCGGACAAGUCCACACUUGUUCUUUUUUCGUUUCCUUCUUGGCUUGUUCUUGAAGCCUGCUGCCUACUUAUGGCGGGCUGUUCUCUUGUAGUAGAAACGAACUCUCAAGGGCCGGCAUGCUUCGCAAACUUGGAGAGUUGAGGUAUGAUGCAAACACGAAAUGACAAGUCAUGCUCUAAAUGGAGUUUACAAAUGGUCUCUACAUUGGGCUACUUGACUAUUAUUAACUGCACUGUUGUACGUAUUUGCAAUCUAGACACACUGCACGAUAUUGUAAA
Messenger RNA from Triticum dicoccoides, 1332 nucleotides. Its product is annotated as PI-PLC X domain-containing protein At5g67130-like. The coding region runs from base 51 to 1145 and encodes 364 amino acids. NCBI's taxonomy places the organism in Eukaryota, Viridiplantae, Streptophyta, Magnoliopsida, Poales, Poaceae. The record is from RefSeq and is a predicted model, not a curated record. The transcript is spliced from 7 exons. Gene Ontology annotation, molecular function: phosphoric diester hydrolase activity. Gene Ontology annotation, biological process: lipid metabolic process.